Drosophila bipectinata is the source of this 1334-nucleotide messenger RNA. RefSeq names its product zinc finger protein Paris. NCBI's taxonomy places the organism in Eukaryota, Metazoa, Arthropoda, Insecta, Diptera, Drosophilidae. The record is from RefSeq and is a predicted model, not a curated record. Gene Ontology annotation, cellular component: nucleus. Gene Ontology annotation, molecular function: DNA-binding transcription factor activity, RNA polymerase II-specific; RNA polymerase II cis-regulatory region sequence-specific DNA binding; zinc ion binding.
CGGUGACUGCUGGUGGCGGUGGUGGUUGUGAUAUCUCUCUCGGCGGGCACUACGGCCGUGUGUGUGGGUCGGCGCUGGACGCGGAACUGCAGCACUACCAUAAAUUGUGGUAAUUGAGUUCAAUUUAUUCCAUGCCGGUAAAGUGGAGGCACCCUUUUCCAGCGAUGUUCAAUUCAAAUCUGAGGCUGUGCGCGCACAGUGCCAUCGCAGAUUCAACCACAACGGCUGUGAUGGAAGUAACGGACGUCACGAGAACCCUGAUAUGUCGGGCAUGCCUGGUCCUUCUCGGUCCCGAGGAUGUCUCAUAUAAUCUCGUCAGGGAGCAGGAUUUGGCUGAAAAAUAUUUUGGCUGUAUUGGCGGCGAUGCCGGAAAGAUGCUGAGGCUCCAACAGAACGAGGAGGAUGAGCUCCAGCAGCCGCAACUGGUCCUUAAAAGCAUCUGCGAGUGCUGCUACCACUUGGUGCAAAAGUUUCACGACUUUCAACGCAUGUGCGAAGAAUCCUCACGCAACUUUGAGAAACUGUUGCUGGACAUCGACUACCACUGCAUCGAGGAGCAGGAUGUUGGAGUCUCCUUGCCGGAUUUAGAUACGCCAUCGGAUAGCAAUGAUUCCACUAAUCAGAAGCCCCAAAUGGACACACUCGGCCCCAAAAACAUUGAGGAAGUCUACAUAAUGGAGGAUGAUAAUACCAAGCAGGACCUUACACAGGAAAAGAUACCUUCAUUAUCACAACGCAGUUCCACAGGACAAAGGAAACGUCGAGCGAGAAACACCCUUGAGUGCAAGGAGUGCCAACGGGGCUUCUACAAGACGUCCCUGCUGGAGGCCCACAUGAAACAGCACGAGGGCAUAAAUCCCUAUACCUGCGUCCACUGUGGUAAGAGUUAUGCGAGAGCCAAUCUUCUGGAAGAGCACCUGCAAAAGAGGCACAGUAGUACUGCUGAGCAGGAAACCUAUCCCUGUUCCAGCUGUGAUAAAGUGUACACUGCCUACCGGAGUCUCAAAUAUCAUUUUAAACAACAACACGAGGUAGUCGACAAAAAGGAAGUAUCCAUUCAGCACAUCUGUGAGAAAUGUGGAAAAUCUUUUGGACGAAAGGCUCACCUCACUCGUCACAAAUGGACUCACUCCAGCCAGGAUGAGCUGAAAUAUGGUUGUGAAUUUUGUAGUAAACGAUUCUACACGAAGGAGAACAUGCUGGAUCACCAAAAGCGACUGCACGGAGUCCAUGGCCUGCUGAGGUGCCGGAAGUGCGGUCGGAUCUUCAAGAGCUGGUUGGAGCUCAAAGAACACUUGAAAAAGCACAAGAAGCUAGAUAAUGUAGUUCAAUAA